AUGUCCACUUCGUACAUUGCAAGGAUCACCAUCAACAUUGAUACCGAGCAGACACGAUGCAGUCUGACGAAGUAAUCUGGUCCGUCAUCAACCAUCAGUUUUGCUCUUACAAGGUCAAAACUGCGACGCAGAACUUUUGUCGAAAUGAGUACAACCUCACGGGACUGUGUUCCCGACAAUCAUGCCCGUUGGCCAACUCUCGGUACGCCACUGUCAGGGAGAAGGAGGGCGUCCUUUACCUAUAUAUGAAGACCAUCGAACGAGCUCAUACACCCGCCAACAUGUGGGAGAGAAUACGAUUGUCGAAUAAUUACGAAAAGGCUCUGGAGCAGAUCGACAAAGAGCUGAUCUACUGGCCAAAUUUCAUGAUCCACAAGUGCAAGCAGAGGAUCACCAAGAUCACGCAGUACCUGAUCAAGAUGCGCCGCCUGAGCUUGAGCCAUCAGCCCAAGCUAGUGGGAAUCAAGAAGAAACUGGAUCGUCGUGAGGCGACAAGGGAGCGAAAAGCUUUGGCUGCUGCCCACCUAGAAAAGUCUAUUGAGAAGGAGCUCUUGGAUCGUCUACGGUCCAAGGCGUACGGCGAUGCGCCACUGAACGUCAAUGAGGAUGUCUGGAGACAGGUAUUGGACAUGGAUAGGAAAGGGAAAGAGAAGGAAUUGGAGAUGGAGGAUGAGGAGAGUAUGCUCGAUGAAGAAGAAUGGGAAGAUGGAGAGAGGGAAUAUGUCGAGGAUUCGGACGAAGAGAGUGUCGGGGAUUUGGAGGAUUAUUCAGGCUCUGAGUUUGACGAGUUUGAUUCCGAUGAAGAAGAGUCGGGCGGAGAUCAAGAGUUUCCGAGCGAUUUGGAGGUCUCCGAUGAGGAUGGAGAUGGGGAUGAGGAAGGGGUCGACGGUGUCGAGGGCGAGGAGUCAGGAGCAAGACCCAAAAUUAAUGGCAAGACUGUGCCGCGAGCAGUCAAUGGCAAGUCUCAGCCGGCAAUCGGAUCCAAACGCAAAGCACCAGCAAGAGAUCCUAAAAAGGGUGCAGGCUCAAAGAAGCGAGGACCAAAGGUCGAAGUGGAGUACGAGAUGGAGACGGAACCACUGUCCCGCGAGGCACUUCGCAAUUGGUGAUCUGUCGUUUGGUCUGGUUCAACCGGCAGGGUGGAUGUUGUAUAGCAUAUCUGUUACGACUUGCAUUGAUUACGAGGCCCCAAACAGUGUUCCUGAUGCUAUCUGCCCGCAUGAUGUAGAGCACACGGUUUUCGCUGCUGGAAUUUGCGGCAAGUCUACCCAGACGCGAUUGACUUUUGUCGGCUAUAGAAUUGGUUCCCGAGAAACGAGACUGAGGCAUCUUGGGUAC
Kockovaella imperatae is the source of this 1338-nucleotide messenger RNA. RefSeq names its product ribosomal L28e protein family-domain-containing protein. Lineage: Eukaryota; Fungi; Basidiomycota; Tremellomycetes; Tremellales; Cuniculitremaceae. Gene Ontology annotation, biological process: maturation of 5.8S rRNA; maturation of LSU-rRNA. The transcript has 8 exons. The record is from RefSeq and is a predicted model, not a curated record. Gene Ontology annotation, cellular component: nucleolus; preribosome, large subunit precursor. Bases 57 to 1109 code for a protein of 350 amino acids.